Messenger RNA from Ochotona princeps (American pika), 378 nucleotides. RefSeq names its product spermatogenesis associated 33 (gene SPATA33). The record is from RefSeq and is a predicted model, not a curated record. The transcript is spliced from 3 exons. The coding region runs from base 1 to 378 and encodes 125 amino acids. NCBI's taxonomy places the organism in Eukaryota, Metazoa, Chordata, Mammalia, Lagomorpha, Ochotonidae. Gene Ontology annotation, cellular component: nucleus; cytoplasm.
AUGGGCCUUUCCAAAAGCAAGCCCAAGCACAGGAAAGGUGAGGAGAAGGGAGCCGCGGCCCCCAGGGGCAAGGACAGGCCGGCGGACGGCAGCCCGCAGGACGCCAGGCAGCCCGCCGACGGCGUGCUCGUGGGCCCGGGGCCCGGCCGCCAGCGGCCGUCUUCCCCGCAGUCCGAAGAGAAAUCUGAGACGAAGCCUAAGAUGAACCACAAAAGGAGCACCGUCCCAAAGAUCACCAUCACUCGGGCCUCCAACGAGACUCUGGUGAGCCAGGACUCCCAUGGCAGUGAUGAGCAGAAAACAAUCCGGGAGCAGGUGGAGCGUGGCCCCUACCAUCGGCACAGGAGCCCCAGCACCGUCGCCGCCUACAAAGAAUAA